Megalops cyprinoides (Indo-Pacific tarpon) is the source of this 1034-nucleotide messenger RNA. It is a transcript of the gene rnaseh2c, whose product is annotated as ribonuclease H2, subunit C. NCBI's taxonomy places the organism in Eukaryota, Metazoa, Chordata, Actinopteri, Elopiformes, Megalopidae. Gene Ontology annotation, cellular component: ribonuclease H2 complex. Gene Ontology annotation, biological process: RNA catabolic process. The coding region runs from base 38 to 457 and encodes 139 amino acids. The transcript is spliced from 5 exons. The record is from RefSeq and is a predicted model, not a curated record.
UACGCAUAGUCACGCUGGAGAAGUACAGGAAGGACCUAUGCAAAGGAUGUCGGCAAACGGCAGCGUGACCAAUCUACAGCUCUGCUCUGUGGCCCGGGCGGAGAAACCCGACGUCCAUCUGCUACCGUGCGAGAUAGAGCAUGAUGGACCCGCGGAAGUCACCAGCUACUUCACUGCCGCUUUGAAGGAUCGAAAACACGAAAAGAGUGUGUCAUUCAGGGGUCGUGAGUUGAAAGGUCAGGAGGUCAGCUGUCCACAUGGCUACACAGGACUUGUGCUGAGAGAGGACCAUAAACCCACAUCGGACCAAGAGGACCGGACAGUGAGGGUGUCUUCUGUCUUCCACCGCUUCACAUACUGGAACCUGAAUACCCCACCCACCUCUGAUGAUGGUGUUGUCAUGGCAAUGGCUUGGCCUGAGAUAGCAGAGGCAAUUCAUGGGCUGGUGGAUGACUGAAGGAGGCUGGAGAGAGAACCUGCGGGCUGGCUCCAGGUGCCACUCACCGGGCCUCCUCAAACGAUGGGCAACCGCACAAUUUCACUUUGGAAAAUGUGUGAUGAGAAGACAAAUUAUUCAGUGAUGUUGGACUGUUCUCUGGCUGGAGUGAGCUAAGGGGGGUUCCUCUGGGCAGGGGGGCAGCGGCUUUUGAUUGGCAGAUCCGCAGCUUAAAUCGAAGAAGCGACUUCCUGGCCACAUGCUGUUGGCCACUGAACCCCAUCAGGCUUUGACCCUAAAGACUGGAUGCCCAUUCCUGCUCCCACACACUUGAUUGCAUUUUAUUCCACAGCAUUUCAACAUAUUAAAAAUGUGAACUCUUUUUGGUUCGUUCUGUGCUGACAAGGUUUUAUCCAGGCCAGCCUGCUUUGUUGGCUAAACUGUAUCAAUGUGCUUCAUAGUUUGAGUCCAGUAAAAUAACAAAGCAGACUCCACUCUCUGUACAUCUGUGAUGCUUGCUGUCAUUUUACAGCACUGCCCUGAUCUGACUGAAACGUUUCCCUUUCUUCCUUUAAUAAACAUUUUAUAUUCAUUAUCA